AUGGCAGACCCUGCUAAUCUCUCUGCGCCGUCCUCUUCUCUUCCUCCGGAUGAUCUCCCUAACUCAAAGUCGCCGCCCUCCGCUGCCCAAGCAGACUCGAACUUAGUUGAAAUUCCGACGAAUAACGCAGAUGGGGACCAGUUGCUGCAGUCUCCAAGAGAGAAUGUAAGCAAUGAAAGUGAUGUUCGGGGUUUUGGGCGCGGCCGAGGUCUACGUAAGAAGGGUUUGAAAAUGGAAGACCACGUGAGGGUUUGGACUGAGAGGAAGAUGGAAUCAGGGGUCCCCGAAUCCCAAUGUGUCCUUCCGUUCCUUGUUGGGUCCAGUAAAAUGGGUGAUUGUGUCGUCUGCAACCGCUGUAUAUGUCCUGGAGAAGAGGUCGUAUGCUCGGUUCGUGGUUGUGGAGGAAUUUGUCACCCAUUAUGUGCUGCGGAGGAAAUGAAAACCUCGAAUCAGAAUUCCUUCAAGUGCCCGCACCACGCAUGCUUUCUUUGCAAGCAGAAGCCAGAUUGGAGGUGCACACAAUGUUCAAUGGCGUCACAUGAUAAAUGUGCAUGCUGGCCUGAAAAAUUUGUUCAUCAAGAAAACCAACCUGAACAAGCAAUUUGUUGGCGGCAUCCUAAGAAUUGGCGGCAAGCUAAUCAGCAUAUGGCCGCGACAUCAGAUAUAGAGGAAACAUUCUCUCGGUUGCCACUUCCCUAUGUCGACGAGGAGUUCAAGAUCGAUCUGUCAUGGAAGGAACUGAUCGAGAAGGAGGGGGUAGGGCCAUCACCGUAUGUGCCCAUCAAGCGCAAUAUUUACCUGGUCAAGAAGAAGCGAGAAGCUCGUGACAAAGAUAAUGGAUGCGUAGAUUGUGAUUCUUCAUGUUCGGGGCGCUGUGAUUGCAGGAUUCAAUGCUUAAGUUGUUCGAAGUCUUGCCAUUGCGGCCCAGAGUCUUGCACCAACAGACCAUUUCGCAACGAGAAAAAGAUGAGUCUUGUCAAAACGGAACUCUGUGGUUGGGGAGUAGAGGCAGCAGAGCCACUUAACAAGGGUGAUUUUAUAAUCGAGUACGUAGGAGAAGUCAUUGAUGAUGCCUUAUGUGAAAAAAGGCUAUGGGACAUGAAACACAAAGGCGCCCAAAAUUUUUACCUGUUUGCAAUCGGGAAGGACUUGACGAUCGAUGCAACGUUCAAAGGGAAUGCAUCUCGUUUCAUUAAUCACAGCUGCGCGCCUAAUUGCGUCAUGGAAAAGUGGCAAGUUGAUGGGGAGACUCGUAUCGGUGUGUUUGCUGCUAGAUCAAUUAAAGUUGGAGAACAAUUGACCUGUAAUUACAGAUUUGAGCUGUAUGGAGAAGAAAUGCAGUGCCAUUGUGGUGCCCCAAAUUGUAAUGGCUAUUUGGGGGCCAAAAGAAAAGCUGAGAAGAUAGAUCUUCUUCCUCCAUGGGGUUCGAAACGACAGAGAUCGUAA
Tripterygium wilfordii is the source of this 1446-nucleotide messenger RNA. Its product is annotated as histone-lysine N-methyltransferase ASHR3-like. Gene Ontology annotation, molecular function: protein binding; histone H3K36 methyltransferase activity. The record is from RefSeq and is a predicted model, not a curated record. Bases 1 to 1446 code for a protein of 481 amino acids. The transcript has 11 exons. Gene Ontology annotation, biological process: regulation of DNA-templated transcription. Gene Ontology annotation, cellular component: chromatin; nucleus. NCBI's taxonomy places the organism in Eukaryota, Viridiplantae, Streptophyta, Magnoliopsida, Celastrales, Celastraceae.